Perognathus longimembris pacificus (Pacific pocket mouse) is the source of this 4006-nucleotide messenger RNA. RefSeq lists its product as uncharacterized. Gene Ontology annotation, biological process: DNA integration; proteolysis. NCBI's taxonomy places the organism in Eukaryota, Metazoa, Chordata, Mammalia, Rodentia, Heteromyidae. Gene Ontology annotation, molecular function: aspartic-type endopeptidase activity; RNA-DNA hybrid ribonuclease activity; nucleic acid binding. The record is from RefSeq and is a predicted model, not a curated record.
AUGAUCAAAGCUUGGAAGAGAGUCAGUCCCUUUGGGGCUGCCCCGCUGACCGAGGGCUACGUGAUUUGUGAAGGAGACGAGAGAUCCGGACUCUCACGAACACAGUCUCCAUUAGAACUUUCCCUUUCGCAUUGGUCAGAGGUUCGGAAGAUCGCCAGCAACCUCUCCCUCGAGGUCCACAAGCGACCUUGGGUCACUUUUUGUUCCUCAGAAUGGCCCACUUUCGGGGACCCUAAGGCAAAUGUCCCCAAGGUUCUACCCCCUGGAGACGACCUCCUCCUGGAUUUGUUGACUGACGACUCCCGGUUGCCUCAGCCCCCACCCUACCCUGCCGAGGCCGGCCCUAGGGAAAGCGGGCAGCAGCCAGAUCCUUCCCCUAUCGCCACUAGAACAAGGAGAGACCAGAUUGGGACUUCACCACUGUGGAAGGGGGGUCGGGGUCAGGAGCCCCCCCCUGAACCCAGGAUAACUCUAGACGUAGGGGGGCAGCCGGUCACCUUCCUAGUUGAUACAGGAGCCCAACAUUCCGUCCUGAACCAUAACCCAGGACCCCUCAGUGACAAGUCGGCAUGGGUCCAGGGAGCCACCGGAGGACGGCGAUAUCGAUGGACUACCGAUCGGAAAGUCCACUUGGCUACCGGUAAGGUGACUCAUUCUUUUCUACAUGUUCCUGACUGUCCAUACCCCCUAUUGGGGAGAGAUUUGCUCCAAAAAUUGAAAGCCCAAAUUCAUUUUGAGGAAUCUGGGGUACGUGUAGCCGGCCCCAAAAAUCAACCUUUACAUGUGUUAACUUUGAGUCUGGAAGAAGAAUACAGGCUAUAUGAAAAUAACAAAAGGAAGGAACUCUCCCUUGACCCAGAAUGGAUAAAUGAUUUCCCUCAAGCAUGGGCAGAAACAGGAGGCAUGGGAUUGGCCAGACGACAGGCUCCACUGGUUAUAGCUUUAAAAGCCAAUACCACACCUGUCUCAAUUAAGCAGUACCCAAUGUCGCAGGAAGCAAGAACAGGAAUUAAACCUCACAUAAAGAGGCUCCUGGAUCAGGGGAUCUUAAAACCUUGCCAGUCCCCAUGGAACACCCCCUUACUCCCCGUCAAAAAGCCAGGGACAGGAGACUAUAGACCGGUCCAAGACUUACGAGAAGUUAACAAGCGGGUAGAAGAUAUACAUCCCACGGUGCCCAACCCAUACAACUUGUUAAGCGGACUGUCACCAGCCUAUUGUUGGUAUACAGUUUUGGACUUAAAGGAUGCCUUCUUUUGCCUAAGGCUCCACCCAGAUAGCCAGCCUAUUUUUGCCUUUGAGUGGAAGGAUCCUGAAUUGGGAAUCUCAGGGCAAUUGACCUGGACUAGACUCCCCCAGGGAUUUAAAAAUAGCCCUACCCUAUUUGAUGAGGCCUUACAUCGAGACCUGGCAGAUUUUCGGGUCCAACACCCAGCCUUGAUGCUACUCCAGUAUGUCGAUGAUUUGUUGCUGGCCGCGACAUCCGAACAGGAAUGUAGGGAAGGAACCAGAGACUUAUUACAUGCCCUCGGGACCCUAGGGUAUCGAGCCUCCGCUAAAAAGGCCCAAAUCUGCCGACAACAAGUGACCUACCUGGGCUAUCUAAUUAAAAAAGGAGAAAGGUGGCUGACGGAUGCAAGAAAAGAGACAGUCAUGAAAAUACCCGAGCCCCAGAACCCCCGACAGUUAAGGGAAUUUUUGGGAACGGCCGGGUUCUGCAGACUGUGGAUACCAGGCUUUGCCGAAAUGGCCAGUCCCCUAUACCCACUCACCAAACAGGGCACGAUGUUUGCCUGGGGAGAAGAACACCGGAAGGCCUUCCAGAACAUCAAAAAGGCCCUCCUAACAGCUCCAGCCCUAGGACUCCCAGACUUGACUAAACCCUUCGAUUUGUAUGUAGCCGAAAACAAAGGACACGCGAAGGGAGUAUUAACUCAAAGAUUGGGGCCUUGGAGGCGGCCGGUGGCCUACCUCUCCAAGAAAUUGGACCCGGUAGCCUCAGGGUGGCCACCCUGUCUCAGGAUGGUGGCCGCCAUUGCCGUCUUGGUUAAAGACGCCAGCAAGUUAACUUUUGGGCAAUCCCUGACUAUUCUGGCCCCGCACGCGGUGGAGGCACUAAUCAGGCAGCCGCCAGAUCGUUGGCUGUCCAAUGCCCGCAUGACUCAUUACCAAACUAUGCUCCUGGACACAGAUCGGGUCCGGUUUGGGCCCGUCACGGCCAUCAAUCCUGCCACGUUGCUUCCAUCGACGGAUGAGAAAGCGGCUCCCCACGAUUGUCUUGAGAUUUUAGCAGAAGUGCACGGGACCCGCUCCGACCUGACUGACCAACCACUCCAGGAUGCUGACUUUACCUGGUAUACUGAUGGGAGCAGCCUGGUGCUGAAUGGGGAACGGAAGGCGGGAGCAGCCAUAACCACGGAGACUGAGGUAAUCUGGGCAAGGACCCUCCCACCAGGGACUUCAGCACAGAGGGCAGAGCUGAUCGCCCUCACCCAGGCACUUAAGAUGGCAUGUGGAAAAAGACUCAAUGUAUAUACAGAUAGCCGAUAUGCCUUUGCCACUGCCCAUAUUCACGGGGAGAUAUACAGUCGACGAGGGCUAUUGACUUCUGAAGGAAAGGAAGUUAAGAACAAAAGGGAAAUUUUGGCCUUGUUGAACGCACUAUUCUUCCCUCGUAAGCUCAGCAUCAUGCACUGCCCAGGGCACCAGAAGGGAGACAGCCCUAUUGCCCGGGGCAACAGGAUGGCUGAUGAGACAGCCCGGAGGGCGGCUGUGAUCCCGGUCCCUACAUUCCCAGUCUCCGAUAAGGAGGCGCGGGCACAAUGGCUUGAGUGGCAGAGUGCUAGCAUUAAACCAGAAGACCAGAUAAAGAACUUCGCCCGGCAAGUAAUUGAACAGGUACACCAGCUGACGCACUUAAGCCCCAGAAAAAUAAAAGCCCUCCUUGAUCGGGACGAGAAAUUUUGUUAUUUUUUGGAUAAGGAAGAUAUUUUGCAAGAAAUAUAUAAUAGGUGCCGUGCAUGUGCCAUGGUAAAUGCUGGGAAAAUAAAACAAGGAUUAGGAAGAGUCCGAAUGAGAGGACAUCGUCCUGGAGUCCAUUGGGAAAUUGACUUCACUGAAAUCAAGCCUGGGCUUUACGGAUAUCAGUAUCUGCUGGUAUUCGUCGAUACUUUUUCUGGCUGGGUGGAAGCCUUCCCCACAAAGCAGGAAACUGCCAAAGUCGUCACCAAGAAACUACUGGAAGAAAUCUUUCCCAGGUAUGGCAUGCCUAAAUUUUUGGGGUCUGACAAUGGACCAGCCUUCGUCUCCCAGGUAAGCCAACAGGUGGCCAUGUUACUGGGGAUUAAUUGGAAAUUACAUUGUUCGUAUAGACCCCAGAGUUCAGGGCAGGUAGAGAGAAUGAAUAGAACUAUUAAGGAGACUCUAACUAAAUUAACGCUCGCAGCUGGCUCAAAGGACUGGGUACUCCUACUCCCUCUUGCCCUUUACCGGGCUCGUAAUACUCCUGGGCCCCACGGACUUACCCCCUUUGAGAUUCUCUACGGGGCACCCCCUCCCUCUGUUAGUUUUUAUAGUUCUGAUAUCUCCACUUUUGCUAACAGCCAAAAUCUUCAAGCCCACUUGCAGGCCCUACAGACCGUCCAGAGAGAGGUCUGGAAGCCACUCGCUGCCGCCUACAAGGAACAGUUGGAUAAACCUGUGGUACCACAUCAGUUCCAGAUCGGAGACUCUGUGUGGGUCCGGCGACAUCAGACCAAAAACUUGGAACCUCGCUGGAAAGGCCCCUACACUGUGCUCUUGACCACUCCAACCGCCUUAAAGGUAGACGGCAUAGCAGCUUGGAUUCACGCGUCUCACGCCAAACCUGCUUCUGCUGAAGAAACGACCCAGAAAUGGAGAGUCCAGCGCACUCAAAACCCACUCAAGAUAAGACUCUCUCGAACCUUAUAAUACUCAUUGUCUUUUUCCUAUGUCGGAUUGUACCUUUCUAUUGUUCUCCUCAUCA